CACACGCUUCGAACGAAAUGUAGUGAACAGAUUUUACAGUUUUACACGUGUAGCACGUGAGAAUUUUUCAAAAGUAAAGUAAUUUUAGAUUUAGUGUAAAUAAAAUUAAUUUCUGUAUAAUAUUUCUUAAAGAAAGAUGUCUAUUCCCGACAAAGUUUUAAUGAGAAAGAUUAGAAAAAGAGAAAAGAAUAAAUUAAAAGUAUUAAAGGAAAGAUCUGACAAACAAAAUGGUGAAAUUAAAAAUGAAGAUCUUGUGGAGAAUAUUAAUCAAGACGACGACGACGACGUAAAGGAAAAAAUUGGAAAUAAGCGUUUGGCAACGCAAAAUGGUCCUGCGAAAAAAAAGAAAAAAAAUUUAGAAACAUCUAAAAUUGAGAAUGAACAAGAGUCAAACGAGGAGCCCAUUAAUGGUAAUGAAAUGGAUACCAUGGAAGAAAAUGGAAAUAUAGAAUCAAAGAAUAGUACAGAUAUCGUUGAGGAAAGUUUACCUGGAUCUUCUAUAGGAUUAGAAAUAACCAAAAAUAAUAGUUUUGAAACGUUGAAUGAACGUGUAUGUGAAAAUACUCUUAAAGGAAUAAAAGAUAUGGGUUUUACACAUAUGACCGAGAUACAAGCCAGAUCUAUUCCACCAUUAUUGGAAGGCAGAGAUUUAAUUGGUGCAGCCAAAACAGGAUCAGGAAAGACAUUGGCCUUUUUAAUACCUGCUGUAGAAUUAAUAUAUAAAUUAAAAUUUAUGCCGCGUAAUGGUACUGGAUGUAUUAUCAUAUCUCCUACAAGAGAAUUAUCAAUGCAAACAUUUGGUGUUUUAAAAGAAUUAAUGAAAUAUCAUUAUCAUACGUAUGGUCUAUUAAUGGGUGGUGCUAGUAGACAAACAGAAGCACAAAAACUCGCAAAAGGAAUAAAUAUUAUUGUGGCUACGCCAGGGAGAUUAUUAGAUCAUCUUCAAAAUACCCCUGACUUUUUGUACAAAAAUCUACAAUGUCUUAUCAUCGACGAAGCCGAUCGUAUUUUAGAUAUUGGUUUUGAAGAGGAAUUAAAACAAAUUAUUAAUAUAUUACCAAAAAGAAGACAAACUAUGUUGUUCAGUGCAACUCAAACUAAGAAGGUAGAAGCAUUGACAAGUUUAGCAUUAAAAAAAGAACCUGUAUAUGUUGGCGUCGAUGAUGAAAAAGAUAAGGCGACUGUAGAAGGUUUGGAACAAGGCUAUGUAGUUUGUCCUAGUGAAAAACGUUUUCUACUUUUAUUCACAUUCCUGAAGAAAAAUAGACAAAGAAAAAUUAUGGUAUUCUUUAGUUCCUGUAUGUCAGUCAAGUAUCAUCAUGAACUCUUGAAUUAUAUAGAUCUUCCUGUAUUAAGUAUACAUGGAAAGCAAAAGCAAACUAAACGGACUACAACAUUUUUCCAAUUUUGCAAUGCUUCUUCCGGUAUACUUUUAUGUACAGACGUAGCUGCUAGAGGUCUCGACAUACCCGAUGUCGAUUGGAUCGUACAAUAUGAUCCACCGGAUGAUCCUAAGGAAUAUAUUCAUCGCGUUGGAAGAACGGCACGUGGUGAAGGUAGUAGUGGACACGCUUUAUUAAUUCUACGACCAGAAGAAUUAGGCUUCCUUCGUUAUCUCAAACAAGCCAAAGUCCCGGUCAAUGAAUUUGAUUUUUCAUGGAACAAAAUAGCGGACAUACAAUUGCAGCUCGAAAAAUUAAUCUCCAAGAACUAUUUUUUAAAUAUAUCGGCGAAGGAAGCGUUCAAGGCAUAUGUCAGAGCAUACGACUCUCAUCAUCUUAAACAGAUAUUCGAUGUCCAGACAUUGGAUUUGGCAAAGGUUGCCAAAUCUUUUGGAUUUGUGGUUCCACCAGCAGUAGACCUGAAAGUGGGAGCUAGCAAAGAUUCGCGGCCACGGAAAAGGCUCGGCGGGGGCGGUUAUGGUUUCUUCAAGAACAUGAACAAUCCAAAUGCCUCGCGACAGUUGCAACGUACCAAGACCUUCCGCCAGGUGGGUAAACGUGGGAAGGACAACCGACAAUUCACCAGAUAACUUUUGUAUUAUACUUUUUGCUUGGACGGUCAUUUCUUUUUCCCCCUUUUUUUUUCUUUUUUUUUUUUUUUUUUUUUUUUUUUGCUUUAACUCAACCAUACAAAAUUUCCUUUAGAAGAGUUAACUUGUACAGGCGCUUAGAUACACCAUAAUUUUUCCGAUUUGUCUUUUAUACGUAUAUGUGUCACCGACUAGACACACUAUAAAAGGUAAUACUAUCGAGCGCCCAAAAGAAGUUUAUCUUUUCUUUCUCGUAAAACUCGCUUCUUUUUAUUCUUCAUCUUCUUCUUUUUCUUCUUUUUUGUUGUUUUUUUUUUUUUCCCCUUCCUUUUAUCAUCCAACAUAAAUUUUGUAUAAUUUUGUUCACCGUAAAGUCAACUUUCCGUCGUUUAUUUUAUUUAUACCAUUAUAUGAGGUCAAUUUGAAAAAUUCACGACUUUUUUCUUUUUCUAAUGUAUAAAUUUAUAUUACAUUCUUUUAAAGCGUAAGACAAAAGUCGCCAAUUUUUCAUAUUGCCUUGAUGAUUAUUACGAAUAUGAUCAGGAUCAGUUGUUUAUUUAAAUGACGUUGUAAUCUAUACGUAAUAUUUUUUUAAUUAAAAGAAGAAAAAAAAAUAUAUUUAUAUAUAUAUAUAUAUAUAAAUAUACACAUUUAAUCUUUGUUACGUGUUGCACGAACGAAUAAAUUGUAAGUUUUAUUGUUCAAUAUUUUGAUCAAUAUUUUGAAUCAUAUUGAAAAUAUUCGAAUAAUUAAUUUAAUAAAAUAUAUCGCUCUUUGCCUUAAUCGGUGAAAGUGAAGUUCUCUGAUCUCUUAGAGUCGACGAGCACAAAUGAAAACCCUUUCUUUAACCCUUAAAAAGGAAAUGGUAGUUGUAGUUCUCAUGUCCCGUGUAGGAUAAAUUAAGGAUACUCUAUUGGAGUGUUCAUUAUGCAGGAUCGGAGGAGAACUAAUGGUAAGAGACAAAUUUAUUUAUUUAAAAUUUAUUAGCAAAGACAACGGUGAUCUUUUAGCGUUUUGUUGUUUUCAAAUGUCCACCGAUAUUGUCGAACAGCAAAGAUAUUAUUUCUUAUAGAUAAUAAAACAAUAUUUUUAUCUUA
This is a messenger RNA of Vespa velutina, 3129 nucleotides long. It is a transcript of the gene pit, whose product is annotated as probable ATP-dependent RNA helicase pitchoune. Gene Ontology annotation, molecular function: RNA helicase activity; nucleic acid binding; ATP binding. The coding region runs from base 137 to 2032 and encodes 631 amino acids. The transcript is spliced from 10 exons. Gene Ontology annotation, biological process: maturation of LSU-rRNA from tricistronic rRNA transcript (SSU-rRNA, 5.8S rRNA, LSU-rRNA). Gene Ontology annotation, cellular component: nucleolus. Lineage: Eukaryota; Metazoa; Arthropoda; Insecta; Hymenoptera; Vespidae. The record is from RefSeq and is a predicted model, not a curated record.